Messenger RNA from Tetrahymena thermophila SB210, 2979 nucleotides. Its product is annotated as Serine/Threonine kinase domain protein. The transcript has 13 exons. Lineage: Eukaryota; Ciliophora; Oligohymenophorea; Hymenostomatida; Tetrahymenidae. Gene Ontology annotation, biological process: protein phosphorylation. The record is from RefSeq and is a predicted model, not a curated record. Gene Ontology annotation, molecular function: protein binding; protein serine/threonine kinase activity; ATP binding.
AAACAAGUAAUUAAUUAAAAAAUCAAAACAAAAAUUAAUUAAAUUUGCAAAAAAACAAAGUAAGCAAUUGAUUAAAUGUACUAAUAGGGUCAAGGUGGUUUAAAUUCAAAUUAAAAUGGGUAUAGCAAUUAAUAGCAUAUUGGACAACAAAUUGGAUAAUAAAUUUAUUCAAAUCAAUCUAGCGGUUUGAAUUCAUAUUAAGUUAAAUAAUAAAUUGGCUAGUAGUAUCCAUAUCAUCCUUAAAAUAACAUGAUGUCUGCUUCAAGAUAAAACUAUGCAUAGAAUCAAGUGCAAAUGCAGUAGAGCCUAUCAAGUUAUUAAGUCUAACAAAGCUAUGCUCAGCCUUAAGUGCAAAAAAUCCCUUACUCUAGUAUAAAUAUGGCAAGUAUAAGCCCGCGAAGUCAAACAAACGCUUACAAUCAAUAAUAAUAACUGUAAUAAAAUAUAUCUCUACAAUAGUAGCAGCAAAAUUAACAAGGCUUACUUUAAUAAUAAGUGUAUUAACAGUCUAAUGCUUUAAAAACUCCACUCUAAAACAACACAAAUUACAAUAACUAGGCAAUCAAUUAAAUUAAUUCUAAUUUCCCUCAAAAAAAUCAAGAAUAUAUUGAUUCAUUUAGUGGAUCUAUCUUAGACGAAGGUAUUUCUGUUGGAGGAGUUGGAGGAGGAGCUAAGCUUAUGCCUGAAAGUAGAUAGGUAUAAGGUUCCAAGUCUUAGUAAAAUUAGGAUAUUUUUAUAGGGAAUGUUUAAAGAAAUAUUGCUAUUCCAGUAAUGAAUUAAAUGAAUAAUUAGCAUUUUAAUUAAUCUCCUUUCAAAUCUAGCUAAUAGCCAGUAACUUAGUUCGUUCCUGUAAAUAAUAAUAAUAACUCUUAAUAAGUUAAUUAGUACGCAUAGUAAAAAUUGUAAAUGCAGUAAUAAAGCAGCUAAUCCCAAAACUAAUAAAUGAAUGACCUCACAUAAUAACUAAACUAGAUUAGAAUUAAUAAUUUAAAAUAAAAAGAAGUUUAAUAGACUACAUAAGAACAGGAUUCAAGUAUAUUCAAAAUUGUAAACAAAGAUACUGGUGAAGUUUUUGAUAUAAGACAGUUUGAUAAGGAAAUACAAAGAAGUCCAAAGCAAGCAAACGCUUAGAUAAAUAACUAAAUUAGUGGAACUAAUUAAAAUUAACAUUAAAAUCAAGGAACCCCUUCUCAGUAACCUCAGGGCAAUAGUGCAUGGACAGAUUGGUGGAACAAAAAAAGAAAAAUCAACAGCGACUUACUACUUCAUGCUAAGAUAAAUAACACUAAUCAAUGCUUAGAACUACUUGAUAAAAAAUUAGGAGAUAUGAGAGCAGAUGUAAACAUUAAAGAAACUUCAAACGAUUGGACUCCUCUGCAUUAUGCUUGCCAAAAUGGAAAUACGAAACUUGUAUCUUAGUUGCUAUAUCAUGAAGCUACAAUAGACUCAGAAAGCAACAUCAAGCAAACUCCAUUAAUUGUUGCAUCAAUAGGAGGCUAUGAAGAUGUGCUUCAACUCUUGAUGACUGCUGGCGCUGAUAUAAAUUUUUAGGAUAGCAAUGGAAACACAGCAUUACAUCAUGCUUGCAUGAAUGGUAAUAAAAGGAUAGUAGAAAUGCUUCUUAAAAAACCUAGUUUAGAUUAUAAGAUCCCAAAUAGAUAGAACAAAGAACCUUAUGAUAUUUGCAAAGACGACGAAAUUAAAAAAGUUUUUGAUAAUUUUUUUGUUUUUUAGAAAGCUAUGCAAAAAAAGAAUCCUAAAGUUAGAAUAUUUAACACAAACUAAGAUAACAUUUAAUAGAUGUUCACUGUACACAAUAAUGGGCAGAGUCCUAAUAAUUACUUUUAACCAAAUAUUAAACAGUUUAGUAGUGGUUAGGAUUAAAUAAGUAAUAAUUCUACUUAAAUCACUGCGAUGAAAUAAAACGAAAGCAAAAGCAGCUUUAAUAAUUCAGAUGUUGACACAUCAAAUUUAAGUGAUGAAGAAAAAAUAGGACCUAAUUCUUUUAUUGUACAUGGUUUGAUUGGUAAGGGAAGCUUUGGCGAGGUUUAUUUAGUAGAAAAGAAAGAUUCUCAAUAGCUUUAUGCAAUGAAAGUUCUUCACAAAUCUAAAAUUAUGAGACAUAACUUAACCAGAUAUGCAUUAACUGAAAGAAAUGUUCUCUCUGUUACUAAGCAUCCAUUUAUUGUUAGAUUAAAUUUUGCCUUUUAGACUUAGGAUAAACUCUUCUUGAUUUUAAAAUAUUGCCCUGGAGGAGAUCUUGGAGAGCAUUUAUAAAAGGAAAAGCGUUUUACUGAAGAUAGAGUAAGAAAUUAUUUAGCUGAAAUUACUCUUGCCCUUGAGCAUUUACAUAAAAAAGAUGUUAUUUUUAGAGAUCUGAAGCCAGAUAACAUAGUAUUAGACCAUGAAGGUCAUGCAAUGUUAACUGAUUUCGGUUUAUCAAAAGAAGGUGUACUAGACCAUUCUACAGGGGCCAAAUCAUUUUGUGGCUCUGUGGCAUAUCUUGCCCCAGAAAUGCUUAAAAGAUGUGGCCAUGGUAAAGCUGUGGACUGGUAUUUACUAGGAGUAGUAAUGUACGAACUGCUGGUUGGAAUUCCACCUUAUUAUGCAAACAACAAAGAAGAGUUGUUUAAUAACAUCGAAAAAGGACAUCUCAAACUUCCAUCAUUCUUAAGCAACGAUGCUCGCUCUCUUUUAAAAGCAUUAUUACAAAGAAACCCAGCUAAGAGACUAGGUUCUGGUAAAGGUGAUGCAGAUGAAAUAAAAGCUCAUCAAUUCUUUGCAAAUAUAAAUUGGGAGGAAGCAGAAUAAAGAAAAUUGAAUGUGCCAAUUCCAAAUAGAAAAAUUCGCAUUAGUACUAAGUUUGAUCCUAAUGUAUUCGAACCUUCCAGUUUUGUAGAAAAUGGUAAGGAAUACAUUCCAGGAUGGUCUUUUGUAGACUAGCAUGCAGAAUAAAAUAACUACCACAACAAGCAGUGA